AUGGCUUUGAAGUUGGAUAUGAGCAAGGCUUAUGAUAGAGUGGAGUGGAGGUUUUUGGCUGAAGCUAUGAGCAAGUUGGGUUUUAAUCCUAGAUGGAUUAGAUUGGUGAUGCAGUGUGUGGAAUCUGCCUCCUACUCUCUCCUUAUCAAUGGUUCUCCUCAAAGCUGGUUCAAACCUUCUAGGGGCAUAAGACAAGGGGAUCCUUUAUCCCCUUAUCUAUUCAUUAUAGUAGCUGAGGUUCUUAGCUCUCUCUUGAACCAUGCUGAGUCAGUCAAGCAGAUCCAUGGCUUUCCUAUAGGCAGAGGUAGCUUCAGCAUUAACCAUCUCUUUUUUGCUGAUGAUAGCCUGUUGUUUUGUCGAGCUAAUGCUAUGGAGUGGGCAAAAAUUCUUGAAUUGCUUAGUCUUUAUGAGAGGGCUUCAGGUCAGAAGCUCAAUUCAGAUAAAACUUCUAUUUUCUUCAGCAAAAACACUAAAAGGUUGACUAAAGAGCAUAUUUUGGGGAUGGCUGGCCUUAGAUCUACCUCUUGUUAUGAAAGAUAUUUGGGAUUGCCUGCUCUUGUUGGGAAGUCAAGGUUCAAAGCUUUUGAAGGUUUGCUGGACAGGGUAAGGUCUCGAGUUACUCAAUGGAAACAUAAGUUGCUGUCCUUUGCAGGGAAGGAAGUACUCUUAAAAGCUGUUAUACAAGCCCUCCCUACUUACUGUAUAGGGGUUUUUAAAUUGCCUAAAGUGCUUCUUAAAGAGCUUAACAGGGUCAUGCAUAGAUUUUGGUGGGGACAACAACAACAGGAGCACAAAAUUCAUUGGGUUUCAUGGCAACAAAUGGGGAAAGCUAAGGCUAGUGGAGGCUUAGGCUUUAGAGAACUGGAAAGUUUUAAUUUGGCUUUAUUGGCCAAACAAGGUUGGAGGAUAUUACAGUACCCUGAUUCUCUGGCUUCACAGGUUCUGAAAAGGAAGUACUUUCCAUCUGCUGGUUUUCUUGAUGCAAAGGUGGGAUCAAGGGCUUCUUUUCUGUGGAGGAGCAUAUGUGCAGCAAGGAAUUUAGUAGAGAAAGGGUCUUUUUGGAGGAUUGGUAAUGGUGCAGACACGUUAAUAUGGCAACAUAGGUGGUUACCAACUCCUACAAGCCACAGAAUUCAGUCACCUAUCAGAGGCUUACCUGCAACUGCUAAGGUGGCUGAUCUCAUAGAUGUUGGCUCUAAGAAAUGGAAUAAGGAACUGGUAGAUGAAGUUUUUACUGAAGCUGAAGCUGCUGUUGUGCAUAAGAUCCCCAUUAGCUCAACUGGAUCAAGUGACAAAUUGAUCUGGCUGGGUACUAAAGAUGGAGCUUUUUUAGUUAAGAGUGCAUACCACCUACAAAUGGAACUUGAUAAUAGGCUUAAAGGACAGACUUCUUCAGGGGCACCUUUGACACUAGCAUGGACCUCAUGCUGGAAAAUUGUUUGUGAUCAGGACACUAUAGAGCUUUUUGCAGUAAUAGCUAGGAGCAUUUGGUACAGAAGGAACCAGUUUAUCUUUAAAGGUACUUUUGAUCAUCCUUCAGUAUUAGUAGACAAGGCUAGGGACCUGAUUUAUCAGCUUCGUUCUGUUCAAUUUAGUUCUAAAACCUCAUCUAGAAUGUCUGCAACUCCUACUGUUAGUUGGUCUCCUCCUCCUAUUGGUCAAGUCAAGAUUAACUGGGAUGCUGCUCUGUCUGAAUCUAAGGGAAGAGCAGGUUUUGGUAUUGUUGCUCAAGAUCAUGAGGGUAGGGGAGCUCUAUAUGCAGCAGAAUUGGCUACUGAAUUGGGACUGCACUCAGUUAUUCUGGAAGGUGAUUCAAGACAAGUUGUUCUCAGUCUGCAGCAGCAAAGGACUAGACAUGAUCGAGUUGGUAUGAUACUGUCUGAUACUAAGAAAAGAUGUGGCAAUGAGUUUGCUCAUAAUCUUGCUAAGGGUUCUCUUAUUUUAGAACCUGAUGAUGGGAAGUUUUUUGUUCAUCCUGAUUGUAAUCGUUUUGCUGUUUUGGCAAGUUAA
This is a messenger RNA of Carya illinoinensis, 2010 nucleotides long. RefSeq lists its product as uncharacterized. Bases 1 to 2010 code for a protein of 669 amino acids. The record is from RefSeq and is a predicted model, not a curated record. Lineage: Eukaryota; Viridiplantae; Streptophyta; Magnoliopsida; Fagales; Juglandaceae. The transcript is spliced from 4 exons.